GUGUUUGUGGUGAGUGUGGGAAUGUUCAAUGUGGAGGGGGAGGGAGGGAGAGAAACUGGCCAGUGAAAUCUCAGGUCUCGUCUCCCACACUCUCUUCCCUCCCGCCACCCACAACUGCACUCACCUGGCCUCCCUACAGCUCUAUCUCAUGUCUGGCUCCGUCCUCCUACCCGUCGCCAAUGGCAACAUCACCUGCAGUGAGAGCGAGACUCAAAUCCGUCUCACCAUUCCCCUCCCUGACUCAGUGCCCCUACCAAUUAACCUCGUUGUCGGCUCUCCUUCACUGGAGACUUGCUACAUAGCUGUCAGAGCAUUUGAGAACAUGUCCUCAUCCGCAGGAGCUCAGGGGUUAAACGAGAUCCUCUCGACCCAAGUUUGGGUGCAUACAGAACUUCCAGGACCUCCGAGAGUGGUCAAUGUCAUGACUGGUGUGACGCGAGACUGCGUCCCCAUUCCAUGCCACGGAAAAAUGGUGGUACGGAUCCUGGACGGACUGCAGUACUCUCCCGACAGCUACACAGCUCACCUGGAUGAUGAUGUCAUAAUGACAAGCGAUGAUGCCGCCACCGAGGCGGAGGUGUACCGCAGUAUGUCAGGGUGUGAGGAGAAUGCUCUAAUACCUGGUGCCGAAAUCUAUACUUACUUUCGCUUCAUUGUGAAAUCACAGCAACCAACUAUACCGACUCCAAAUAAUGCCAACCUGACCACACCCCCAUUCUGCAGUUUAAAAGUGGGUGUGACAUUCUCAGGGGGCAUGGUGCGUGUGUUUGUGACGGCGACGUCAGAAAUGGGUGAGGGGGUGAGAAUGGUGAGGGUGGAGAGGGUGGGAGAAGAGGGAGGAGGGGAAGAGGAAGGGUCAGGGAUGUGCCAAGACUGCGGGAACAAAGAAGAACUCUCUACUACCUGCCUCCAGGUGUCAUGUGAUCAUCAGAUUGAGGUGGGUGUGUCCAGAGUGGACGGAGAGGGAGUGUGUGUGCCGCAGCCAAAGGGAGGAGGGGAGGGAGUGAGGGUUGAAGACAACAAGUUGCUAGUGGACCCAAUAGAUCAGGUGACUGGCCUGGUCGUUGAUUACAGUUCAAAUCCCAGCGUUGCCAUGGAGAUGUGUAAACUGAUGAUUACCAACACUAGCAUUUGGUUUAACUGUCAACCAUGAUGUUCUACGAACCAACACUGAACAUACUAACUGGGGGCAGCUCGUUGUCUUCUCAACUCAUUCAUGGAUGUCAAUGUUUCAGAUGUGUGUGUGAUUUUGUAAAACACGAAAAUU
Messenger RNA from Geodia barretti, 1267 nucleotides. The record is from the annotation of a GenBank genome assembly. NCBI's taxonomy places the organism in Eukaryota, Metazoa, Porifera, Demospongiae, Tetractinellida, Geodiidae.